Molecule: messenger RNA, 249 nt
Organism: Fusarium mangiferae
Lineage: Eukaryota; Fungi; Ascomycota; Sordariomycetes; Hypocreales; Nectriaceae
Exons: 2
Coding region: 1-249 (82 amino acids)
Biological process (GO): copper ion transport
Cellular component (GO): cytosol
Molecular function (GO): copper chaperone activity; metal ion binding
Source: RefSeq, a predicted model, not a curated record
AUGGCCGACACUCACACCUACGAGUUCAACAUCACCAUGAGCUGCGGCGGCUGCUCCGGUGCCAUCGACAGAGUCCUCAAGAAGCUCGACGGUGUCGAGAGCUACGAUGUGUCCCUUGAGAACCAGACCGCCAAGGUCGUCACCGCCCUCCCCUACGAUACCGUCCUCCAGAAGAUCGCAAAGACUGGCAAGAAGGUCAACUCUGGCAAGGCGGAUGGUGUUGAGCAGUCUGUCGAGGUCGCCGCCUAA